CAGACGCGCACCGCACAGUCGCUCUUUUGCGCACAGACACUUCUCCUUCAUUCCCACUUGUCUCCACUGCGCUCCUCUUUAUCCUUCCUCUCCUGCAGAGCGUCAGAGCCUCGACCUCUGGCUGCUUCACUUUCUCUUUCAGAGGUUCAGUAGAAUGAAGUUCGCGCGCUGUGCACUCCGGACUGAAGAAACAAUGUGAUUCUGGUCUCGUGGGGGAUUUAGUGUCGUGACAUGCUUUCAGGACCCGGCGUCUCCACAAGGAAAUGGGACUCUCUGCAUGUAUGGUUACAUGAAUGUCAGCGCUGCAGGCCAGAUGCCGGUGAUGGAGGAGCUUGUCAGUGAGAGCGACAGCAUGCCAAAGCGGAUGGCUCUGAUCUGCUUCCUGUCUCUGGUCAUGCUGAUGAGCAUCCUGGGAAACAUGCUGGUCAUGGUGGCCGUCUGCAAGGACAGACAACUCAGGAAAAUCAAGACCAACUACUUCAUCGUGUCUCUGGCGUUCGCCGACUUGCUGGUGUCGGUGCUGGUGAUGCCGUUCGGUGCCAUCGAGCUGGUCCACCAGCACUGGAUCUACGGCGAGACCUUCUGCCUGGUCCGGACCUCGCUGGACGUCCUGCUGACCACCGCGUCCAUACUGCACCUGUGCUGCAUCGCCCUGGACAGGUACUACGCUAUCUGCUGCCAGCCUCUGGUCUACCGGAACAAAAUGACGCCCAUGCGAGUCUCUCUGAUGAUCGGCGGCUGUUGGGUUAUUCCCACCUUCAUCUCCUUCCUGCCCAUCAUGCAGGGCUGGAACAGCAUCGGCAUCGACAACCUGAUUGAGCAGCGGCGCCACAGCGAGGGCAGCAACUCCACGUCCUGUGUCUUCAUGGUGAACAAGCCAUACGCCCUCACCUGCUCUGUGGUGGCCUUCUACAUCCCUCUGGUCCUCAUGGUGCUGGCCUACCAGAGGAUCUACAUCACGGCCCGCGCUCACGCCCUGCAGAUCAGCAUGCUGCAGCGGGCGGGAGGAGCCGGCGGGCCCGACUCCGCCGACCAUCAGCGCAACCACCGCAUGCGAACAGAGACUAAGGCAGCAAAGACUCUGUGCAUCAUUAUGGGGUGUUUCUGCCUCUGCUGGGCGCCGUUCUUCAUCACCAACGUGGUGGACCCCUUUAUAGACUACACAGUGCCAGACAAGCUGUGGGCGGCCUGCCUGUGGCUGGGCUACAUCAACUCCAUGCUGAACCCCAUCCUCUACGCCUUCCUCAACAAGUCCUUCCGCCGUGCCUUCCUCAUCAUCCUGUGCUGUGGGAGGAAGAGGUACCGCAGGCCGUCCAUCCUGGCGUCCAACGCUCCCUGUACCGCCACGCAGAUCAACGGCUCCACACAUGUACUGAACGGCUGCUCCUCUGCCUCCAAGCUGCUGCUCUGGUUCUGCAACACCAGGCCAGUGCCUGUCUAGCUGCUGUAUGUGUAGGGCGUCUCAAGGCUCUAUCAAGUGAGUCUGCAGCCUCAAACACUCACACAGGAAAACACACACAAACACAAACACACCCACUGAGGUCA
This is a messenger RNA of Sebastes umbrosus (honeycomb rockfish), 1545 nucleotides long. RefSeq names its product 5-hydroxytryptamine receptor 4 (gene htr4). The transcript has 7 exons. NCBI's taxonomy places the organism in Eukaryota, Metazoa, Chordata, Actinopteri, Perciformes, Sebastidae. Gene Ontology annotation, cellular component: plasma membrane. The record is from RefSeq and is a predicted model, not a curated record. Gene Ontology annotation, molecular function: G protein-coupled serotonin receptor activity. Bases 278 to 1441 code for a protein of 387 amino acids. Gene Ontology annotation, biological process: chemical synaptic transmission; regulation of appetite; adenylate cyclase-activating adrenergic receptor signaling pathway.